CACUAAAUCAAAGCUGCACCAAAAAUUCUUUACAUGUAUUAUAAAUAUAGUUAAACAAAAGACAAAAAGCUCUCCACCCUGCAGAGCUAGCUUGAUGGGCAAGGGCAGCUGGAAAGCCUCGAAUACCAAGAGGGCCUGGAAUCCUCUCUCAUUAUUCUCCAGCAGAAACAACAACCACUCACAGUUACUGUGGAAAUGGCUAAUCCCCAAACCCUUUUUUUCUCUGCACAAGAACAGGCUAAUCCAAGCUCCACACAACACUCAUCACCGUUUGGCUGCAUCCCCGGAAUGGGCUUCUCCCCUUCUUGCCCAGGGAGAGGAGACACUGAAGAUUCAGGUGAACCAGGCGCUGGCGUCAAGGAGGCUCUCGUUCGAGCUAGAGGAGUCGUGUUCGAUUUUGGCGACGGCGGUGGGGUUCCCGUUCAAGGAGUGUGAGGUGGUGGCGAUGGAGACGGCGGAUCCGUACAGGGAGCUGGUGAGCUCCAUGGAAGAGAUGUUGGAGGUUUAUGGGGUGAAGGGAGAUGAUGAUGAUGAAGGGAAUAAUAAGUUGGAUUGGGAGUGUUUGGAGAAUUUGCUGGCUUGGUACUUGAGGGUUAACAGCAACAGGAUCCAUGAUUUCAUCGUUUCUGCGUUUGUGGAUGUGUGCUUUUCUCUUCUCUCCUCUGCACGGGAUAAUAACAAUAAUAAUAACGAUAACCAUAAUGAUAAUGAUGAUAAACAUAGUGAUCCAUCUUGAAUGCAUGGCAACUAGUAUAUUUAUUAAUUUCUUGAAAUGAAAUAUUAUAUUUGGAUCACCAUCAUCGAUCAUAUAUUAUAUUAUUGGAACUUCAAAAUAU
Molecule: messenger RNA, 836 nt
Organism: Ipomoea nil (Japanese morning glory)
Lineage: Eukaryota; Viridiplantae; Streptophyta; Magnoliopsida; Solanales; Convolvulaceae
Product: transcription repressor OFP15-like
Exons: 2
Coding region: 95-736 (213 amino acids)
Biological process (GO): negative regulation of DNA-templated transcription
Source: RefSeq, a predicted model, not a curated record